GCAGCACUGUAUUUGUUGGGGGCUCCAGGCUCAGAUUUGGUUGAGUUAUUUGAAUGUGUGGCAGCAGUGAUGCAGCAAGUAAAUCUGAACUCUGCAGAAAAUUGGUUGGCAAUUAUCUGUGCCACUACUGGAAGGUCUAGGAUGGUGAGUGCCCAUGAGCAACCUGUAGCAGGUGUAGAUGCUUUUGUUUCUUAGCCCCAAAUACUCAGAAAUGAGUUGGAGUCUGUGGCGGUCAUUGAUUCUCUGGCAAGGAAGGAGUUAAAUUUAAAUAAUCUGAAGGUGAGCCCCAGUUGUGAAGCUGGAAGAGGGUGGAACUACAAGUCCUUUAUUAGGGAGGGAGCAAUAAUUAGGGUAUGUGUAUUGGACUGGGGGUUUAGCUACUAACAGGAUUUGGGGAGUGGGUUGUGUCCCUCACAGAAAAAGCUUUUAUGGGGGAAAGAUCAGUCUAAUUGUCCUUCAGAACUUUGUGAUUGCUGGUUACCUGCACACAGCCCGCAGGUACCGCUGAGUCAGCCAGUCGCCUGUUCCAGAAGCCGCGCGGGCGGGAGAAUGAGUCGCUGGUCCGUGUCCCAAGGCUGCGGGAACAGCCACAAAGCGCUCAGAAUGUCUGGCAAACGGGAGCAGCUGCUGAGCGGAUGGGGAGCGCCGGGGAUGCUGCGCCCCAGUAUGAGGAGCGAGGCAGAGAGGCAGCGGAGUUUUAGGGCUUGGCCCCGCUCUUGCCCCCAGCUCUCCUCAGUGGAACUGGCCCGUUCAGGGUUCUAUUACCUGGGGCCCGGGGACAGAGUUCAGUGUUUCUCAUGUGGUGGGGUCCUGAGGAGCUGGGAGCCGGGGGACCGGCCGGACACAGAGCACCGCAAGUUCUUUCCUUCCUGCCCUUUCCUCCAGCAGCAGCAACGGGGCCCCGGGGCCACAGACUCUGUUGAUGGACAGGUAUUGGGGCAGCUUUCUGGGGAAGAACCGGACCGCACCUGGGAGCCAGUGUACCCCGAGAUGUCUGAGGAACAGGUCCGUCUGGGCUCCUUCAGCACCUGGCCCUUGGAUGUCCCUGGGAGCCCCGAGGUGCUGGCUGGAGCCGGCUUCUUCUACACCGGACACAGAGACCAUGUCAAGUGUUUUCAUUGUGAUGGGGGCCUACAGAACUGGGAACAAGGUGACGACCCCUGGACAGAGCAUGCAAAGUGGUUUCCAAUGUGUGACUUUCUGCUUCAGGUCAAGGGUGAGGCCUUUAUCCGCAGUGUUCAGGAGUCUCUUUUUAGCAGCCCGGAGCCCUCGCCUGAAUCUCUGGGGUCCUAUGACUAUGACAGGAGUCUGGCCUCUUCCACAGUUUCCCCUGAAGGUUGGCUGUUCCUCCAGUCCUCUGUAGCUCAGGAUGCCCUGCAGAUGGGCUUCAAGCAGAGCCUGGUGGCAAGACUGAUGCAGAGCAGGUUCCUGCUGACCGGGUCUUGUUACAGCUCCGUGUCUGACUUGGUCACAGACCUGGUAUUGGCGGAAGAGGAGACACCCCGUACAGAGUCGGUGAGUGUCCCGAGGGCUCCAACUCCAGGGGAAAGGUCUGAACCACCCAAAGUUUCAGCAGGGCCCCCACUCAGUACAGAGGAGCAGCUGCAGCGGUUGAAGGAAGAGCGAAUGUGCAAAGUUUGUAUGGAUAAAGAUGUUUCCAUGCUAUUUGUGCCCUGUGGCCAUCUAGUGGUCUGUACAGAGUGUGCCCCCAACCUCCGGCACUGCCCAAUCUGCCGGGCUGCAAUCAGGGGCAGUGUUAGAGCCUUCAUGUCCUGAUGCUACAGGCAGGAGAGACUUCCCAAGUGCCUUUUUAUCCUCCACUGCUGCUGAUCACAGACCAGAUUGACCAGUGGGAUGUGGGGGAAGCAGUACCUUUACCUUUUCUGGUUAUGCCGCAAUCCCCUUCCCUAGCCAGGGGCUCUUUUCUGCCCUCUUGAAUAUUUUGCAUUGAGUAUUUAUCCAGUUAUUUAAGAUUGAUUAACUUAUUAUAUUAAAGGAGAAUGUGUUGCUGUGAAAUAAAGUAUAUUCUGUUCCA
Messenger RNA from Xenopus laevis (African clawed frog), 2035 nucleotides. RefSeq names its product baculoviral IAP repeat-containing protein 7-B. The transcript is spliced from 9 exons. Lineage: Eukaryota; Metazoa; Chordata; Amphibia; Anura; Pipidae. Bases 550 to 1776 code for a protein of 408 amino acids. The record is from RefSeq and is a predicted model, not a curated record.